CUCUCUGAUGAGCCGCACGACCGCAGAGACUUCUUUCCACCAUUUCUGCGAGAAGUUUUCCGAGGGCCUCUGGGACACUUGGAACACCCACACCGGCAAGGAGGGUUACACGUCGCUGGUGGUGGAGUGCACGUGGGGCCAUUCCGGCCGCAUCAUCGCGGCAACCAAGACUUACCCGGGAGCCGAGAACGACAAGACGGUCAUCGCACGGGACAAGUUCAUCUGGCGAAUACGAGAUGAGGAGCCGUGGAAGNCCGGCAAGGAGGGCUACACGUCGCUGGUGGUGGAGUGCACGUGCGACCAUUCUGGCCGCAUCAUCGCGGCAACCAAGACUUACCCGGGAGCCGAGAACGACAAGACGGUCAUCGCACGGGGCAAGUUCAUCUGGCGAAUACGAGAUGAGGAGCCGUGGAAGAGCUACAAGUUCAAGCUCUACAACGCCGACGGCACGGAGACGGAGUGCACAGGGGCGUGGAUCAUCGUGGACGGGGGAUACCCGAAGAUCCCGCUUCUGAUCCCACCGAUCAAGACGCACAACACCGUCGAGGAGCAUGGUUGGAGCAGGCGGUUGGAGAGCAUGCGCAAGGACAUCGAGUGUUGCUUCGGCAGAGUCAAGGGGCUCUGGAGGCUUUUCGGUGGUGACAUCUUGUUCUCCACACGACCGAAGGUUGACAACGCAUGGUUCACCGCGUGCAUCCUCCACAACAUGCUCCACAGCUUCAACCGCCUCGACGAGAUGGAGGAGGACGCCGAUUGGAUGGGGUCGGCAGCGAGGUUGAGGGAGGCGACGGCAGUGGGGGUGGCCAUGGACGUGGACGAGGAAAGCGAGCCUCCUACUUCCGGCUUCGAAGAGUUUCGCAGGAAGCUCAUCGCGCACUUCGCGUGCGCGUGGGAGAAGAAGGAGAUUUUGUGGUUUACGAGGGCGGAGGUUUAGAAAAUACGUGGUACAUGUAGUCGGUAAGGUAUGGGG
Messenger RNA from Ectocarpus sp. CCAP 1310/34, 970 nucleotides. The record is from the annotation of a GenBank genome assembly. NCBI's taxonomy places the organism in Eukaryota, Phaeophyceae, Ectocarpales, Ectocarpaceae.